CGGAGCGGAGCGCGCAUGCGCGGUCGCCUUUGUGUGGGUCGAGCGGCGGCUGCGGCGGCGGUGGCGGCGGUCCCACUGGCAGGCGGGCAAGAGAGGCGUCCGGGCGACGUCCGGCGUGGGAGCCGGGGGACCACCAUGGUCAAGAAACGGAAAGGCCGCGUGGUGAUCGACUCGGAUACGGAGGACAGCGGCAGCGACGAGAACCUGGAUCAGGAGCUCUUGUCCCUGGCAAAGCGGAAGCGCAGUGACUCUGAGGAGAAGGAGCCUCCUAUGAGUCAGCCUGCAGCCUCGUCAGACUCAGAGACGUCGGACAGUGAUGAUGAGUGGACAUUUGGGAGCAAUAAAAAUAAGAAGAAAGGAAAAGCCAGAAAAAUAGAGAAGAAAGGAACAAUGAAGAAACAAGCCAACAAAACUGCCUCCUCAGGCAGUUCAGACAAAGACAGUUCAGCUGAGAGUUCAGCCCCUGAGGAAGGUGAAGUGUCAGAUUCUGACAGCAACAGCUCCUCUUCUAGUUCAGAUUCAGACUCUUCAUCAGAAGACGAAGAGUUCCAUGAUGGCUAUGGAGAGGAUCUCAUGGGAGAUGAGGAAGACAGGGCCCGACUGGAACAGAUGACUGAGAAGGAGCGAGAGCAAGAACUGUUCAACCGCAUAGAGAAGAGAGAGGUGUUGAAAAGAAGGUUUGAAAUUAAGAAAAAACUAAAAACAGCCAAAAAGAAAGAAAAGAAAGAAAAGAAGAAAAAGCAAGAAGAAGAACAAGAAAAGAAAAAGCUGACCCAGAUUCAAGAAUCUCAGGUAACAUCCCACAAUAAAGAACGACGUUCCAAACGGGAUGAGAAACUAGAUAAGAAAUCUCAAGCCAUGGAGGAGCUGAAAGCAGAAAGAGAAAAACGGAAGAACAGAACAGCUGAGCUCCUUGCCAAAAAACAGCCAUUGAAAACCAGUGAGGUUUACUCUGAUGAUGAGGAGGAGGAAGAGGAUGACAAAUCCAGUGAAAAGUCAGACCGUUCAUCCCGAACUUCAUCAUCUGAUGAAGAAGAGGAGAAAGAAGAGAUUCCUCCAAAAUCACAACCAGUCUCCUUACCUGAAGAAUUGAAUCGGGUUCGAUUAUCACGGCAUAAGCUUGAACGCUGGUGUCACAUGCCCUUUUUUGCUAAAACUGUCACAGGAUGUUUUGUGCGGAUUGGCAUCGGAAACCACAAUAGCAAACCAGUUUACCGGGUGGCUGAGAUCACAGGUGUUGUGGAAACUGCCAAAGUUUACCAGCUGGGUGGCACCAGAACAAACAAAGGGCUACAGCUACGGCAUGGCAAUGACCAACGAGUGUUCCGCCUAGAGUUUGUCUCAAACCAAGAAUUCACUGAAAGUGAAUUCAUGAAGUGGAAAGAAGCGAUGUUUUCUGCUGGCAUGCAGUUACCCACUCUAGAUGAAAUCAAUAAAAAGGAAUUAUCUAUUAAAGAAGCUCUCAAUUACAAAUUCAAUGACCAGGACAUUGAAGAGAUUGUAAAAGAGAAAGAAAGGUUCAGAAAAGCUCCACCCAACUAUGCUAUGAAGAAGACUCAGCUGCUAAAAGAAAAGGCCAUGGCUGAAGACCUGGGAGAUCAGGACAAGGCCAAACAAAUUCAAGACCAGUUAAACGAGCUGGAGGAGCGGGCAGAAGCCUUGGACCGCCAGCGGACUAAGAAUAUAUCUGCUAUCAGUUACAUUAACCAGAGGAAUCGGGAGUGGAACAUUGUGGAGUCCGAGAAGGCUCUGGUGGCUGAAAGUCACAACAUGAAAAACCAACAGAUGGAUCCGUUUACCAGGCGGCAGUGCAAACCUACCAUCGUUUCUAAUUCCAGAGACCCAGCUGUUCAGGCUGCCAUUUUGGCCCAGCUAAAUGCGAAGUAUGGUUCUGGAGUAUUACCAGAUGCUCCCAAGGAAAUGAGCAAGGGUCAGGGAAAGGAUAAAGAUUUGAAUUCCAAAUCAGCCAGUGACCUUUCAGAAGACUUGUUCAAAGUACAUGAUUUUGAUGUGAAGAUUGACUUACAGGUUCCCAGCUCAGAGUCAAAAGCUUUGGCCAUCACCUCCAAGGCCCCACCAGCCAAGGAUGGUGCUCCAAGGAGAUCUCUAAACUUAGAAGACUACAAAAAACGACGGGGGCUUAUUUGAGCACACUCAGCCUGCUGCUUCCAACCCUGCAUGCCCCAGUGUCCUACCUUUCCUCUUUUCCUUUGAUUUGCCCUCUUUGGGCUGGAGCAGCAGUGGAAUUGGGAAGAGACUCUAUAAACUGCCAGUCAUCUGUAAUAUUUGCUGUAUAGACCUCCCUUGUCUGCACCAUCUCCACCAAACCCCCAGGCCCCACUCAGGGUGGAUCUGGGUUGUUAGGGGCUUUUUUCAUGUCUUUUAGAUUUGCGUUUGUGCCCCCUUCCCCCCUUUAUUUUAACCUGAAUAGUUUGGCCACUCUGCACACAUUCAGUAUUACCAUGGAGCUGGGGUUCUUGCUGGAGCCCCUGUGGCAAUCAUGGCAGCACUUCAUUGUCCUCUUCAGAACUCCCUUGGGCCCAACCAUUGAACAUUUGGCUCCUAACCCUUGCAGAGAGUGGAGAUUGGGCGUCUGCAGUCUUCUUUCCUCUCUCAUCUUUCUCUUCUUCCUGUCUCUAUGGAAGAGGGAUUUUCAAAACCAGUUUAGUUUUCCAAAAGUGUACAUUUAUGGGGAGGGAGGGAGGGGGUCUAAUUUGAGAGAGCGUGUAUGUGUGUGUGUAUGUAAGUGUGUGGAUUUUUUUUAUCAUUUUUUAAAAUGCAGUACUCUUUGUAUCAGUCUGUCAUGGGUCUAUAGCUGUUUCAGAUUUUUUUCAGCUGUACUUGAGCAUCUGAAACUGCAAGAAAGAAACUCAUUAAAUGUGAUUCUUACUAAACAGGCCUGGCUGCUGUAGCUGUGUGACUUCCCUUCCCCCUUCCCCAUCACUGCCCUACCCUAGAGAAAACUCUUCCCCCAUUUAGUCCCGUUGUCCUGCAGGCUGUGUCCUGGCAGGUAGGCAGCAAGCCCACAGCAAAUCCCAGAGAGGGCAGCCGAAGUGUCCUGCUCAUCCCUCAGACACAGCCUGCAGCUUCUUGGCUGAACAUAGUGUAUCUUGUCCCGACCCAGUGUACCUGGCUCUUCCUAGUGACUCUGUCCUAGUGACUCUGUUUUGAUGUUUGGCAAAAAUAACAUUUUGUUUUGUUUUUAAGAGAAACUAGUUAACGUGAAUGUGGAGAAGGAACACAAAAAGAUUUAGGUUGCAAGUGUUACCAGCAUGUGCAGUUGUGUGUGUGUGUGUGUGCAUAUAUAUAUGUGUGUUGAGCAUAUAUAUUGUGCAACUAGGGUGAAGCCAGCAAAGAGGUGUGUGUGUCGUUUGGAUUGUUUGAAAAGAGAUAAGCUGACUGCUUGAUAAUCAUUCUCAGGUGUAAAGCUCCCAGUGUAAAUAAAAGUGGCAUUUAACAGAUCUUUCCAGAACAAAGUACAGCUGACUAUAUAUACACCAUGGACUAAGCUAAAGAACAGCUGAGAGCUGCUGAUUUCCACAAGAGGAGAGGAACCAAGAAGCUCUGCUCUGUACUCCACUCUACUUUUGUAUAAGAAUGGGGAUGGUGGGAAAUCAUGGAAUUAAGUUGUAUUGAAACGAAAAUGAACUUACCAGCUCUUCUGAAUUGA
Molecule: messenger RNA, 3670 nt
Organism: Nannospalax galili (Upper Galilee mountains blind mole rat)
Lineage: Eukaryota; Metazoa; Chordata; Mammalia; Rodentia; Spalacidae
Gene: Rtf1
Product: RTF1 homolog, Paf1/RNA polymerase II complex component
Exons: 18
Coding region: 16-2148 (710 amino acids)
Cellular component (GO): Cdc73/Paf1 complex
Molecular function (GO): DNA binding; RNA polymerase II C-terminal domain phosphoserine binding
Source: RefSeq, a predicted model, not a curated record